GGCGCGAGGUGCCCAUGAGAAAGUAGAUGAGGUUCGCGAAGAAGGACGUGUACAGACUGUAGAUGGGCUGCAGCCCUGCCAGGAGCGAGUAGGCGAUGGCCUGCGGCACCAGGAUGAUGCCGAUGACCAGCCCGGACAUGACGUCGCCCGCCAGGGCCUCCCGCGGGCGGUAGUGGCGCAGCCAGCGCGUGGCGGGGAGCAGGUCCUGCGCCAGCGCCCAGGCCCCACGCGUGCUGCAGGCGCAGCCCCGCCACAGCCUGGCUUUAAGCAUCUCGCGCAGGCCCGGGGGCACUGGGGGCCGCCGGCGGACCAGCACCAGCCCCCCGCCCUGCUGCGUGCAGUCGGGGGACACGUCCAUCCUGGGAAGACCUGAAACAGAGGUGGGCAUCCCUGCUGGGGUCAGCGGGCGGCACAGAGACCCAGACUCCCAUGUGGCCAGACCCAGCUCCGCUGCUCCCGGCCCACCUGCCCGUGCCCACGUCCACGCCAGAGGCCCCCCCUCUCCGCCACCCAAGCUGCACCAUGGGCCCUGGGGCUUAGAGGAAGAGCGCCUCCUGGUGCCCCCUGUUGAACCUCGAAGAUAGGGAGACCCCAGAUCUUUGCUCCCGGAGGGGCUGCUCACACAGCAGCACUCGCUCUACCCCCCGGUCCUCGUGGCAGAAUUCCCGGGACGCGCUUUGGGAGGCUGAUCUUAGACGAGGCCAGCCGGGAGGGAAGUGGGGGUGGCUGGCGUCUGUCACCUGCCCCGUCUGUGUCCCACCUGGGACUGUGGGACACACUCCUGGGUUGGGUCUCAGACCACACAGGUGCACCAUGGAGCGCAAGUCUGGGACUGUCCCUUGUGUCCCAAGGGCGCCUCACCUGCUGGGGCCCAGCCCCGUCCUUGACUUCUCACUCGCUGGCCCAGGACACGCGGCCCGCAGUUUCGCUGGGGUGUGGAGGACGGCCUGGCAGGCACAGCCCCCCGUGAGCACUAGGGGGACGUCAUGAGUUGUGUUUCCUUCCUGUGGAGACCUCACCACACAAGGGUCCCCCCCCAGCCCCCCAGGGUCUGGGUGUGUGGCAUGAGGACUGUUGAAAUGGCAUCUGCCUUGUGCCUGAGGGGCCGGAAAGGAAACCCGAGAAUCGUCCUGCCCCUCCCCUUCACCCAGGGAGCCGGCCUCUGCUGUGGCUUUGAGGGCUCCACGGCCCUGCGGCGGGGCCCCGGGAUGAUUCUUACCUGGGGAGCCCCUCACGGGCUGGGUGGGCGGGAGGGUAGCGAGGCCCCUGGCUUGUCAGCGCUCCAAGGCCCGACUCCGCCGGCCGCCCGCACGUCCAGAGCUCUCUGGCUUGUUAGCCGGUGGGGACGUGUGGACGGCGGGUUCUGACGCAGAGCCGGAGCCAGGAGCCAGGCCGCGGCAGGUCUGGCGCCCACCGCGGGCAGCGCUCUGUGGUUACCAUGUGACUGCUUAGCCAAACUGGGUUUGCGGUUCAAUUAUUUACCCCAGAGAUUGCUGAGUCAUGGGUUUCCCCCAGAUGAGCGUCACCUGAGCGGCUAACCCAGGGAGUUGUGCUAUAAUCCCAGCUCACAAGGGGUCAGUGGAGCAAGGCCUGAGCUACAACUUCACCCAUCUGGAUGGGUUCCUGGAUCUUCUCCGAGAGAACCAGCUCCUCCCAGGCUUUGAGCUGAUGGGCAGCCCCUCCAAACGCUUCACCGACUUUGAGGACAAGCAGCAGGUGUUUGAGUGGAAGGAGCUGGUCUCCCUCCUGGCCGGGAGAUACGUUGACAGGUACGGACUCGCCCACGUUUCCAAGUGGAACUUCGAGACGUGGAACGAGCCAGACCACCACGACUUUGACAACGUGUCCAUGACCUUGCAAGGCUUCCUGAACUACUACGACGCCUGCUCCGAAGGCCUGCGAGCCGUCAGCCCCGCUCUGCGCCUGGGCGGCCCUGGGGACUCCUUCCACCCCUGGCCGCGCUCCCCGCUGUGCUGGGGCCUCCUGGGCCACUGUCACAACGGCACCAACUUCUUCACGGGAGAGCUGGGCGUGCGGCUGGACUACAUCUCCCUCCACAAGAAGGGCGCGGGCAGUUCCAUCCACAUCCUGGAGCAGGAGCAGGCGGCCGCGCAACAGAUCCAGCGGCUCUUCCCCAAGUUCGCCGACACCCCCGUUUACAACGACGAAGCUGACCCGCUGGUGGGCUGGUCCCUGCCGCAGCCCUGGAGGGCCGACGUGACCUACGCGGCCCUGGUGGUGAAGGUCAUCGCGCAGCACCAGAACCUGCUGGUGGCCAACACCAGCUCCCCCGUGCGCUACGCGCUCCUGAGCAACGACAACGCCUUCCUGAGUUACCACCCGCACCCCUUCACGCAGCGCACGCUCACGGCGCGCUUCCAGGUCAACAACACCCGCCCGCCGCACGUGCAGCUGCUGCGCAAGCCGGUGCUCACGGCCAUGGCGCUGCUGGCCCUGCUGGACGGCGAGCAGCUCUGGGCCGAGGUGUGGCAGGGCGGGACGCUGCUGGACAGCAACCACACGGUGGGCGUCCUGGCCAGCGCGCACCGCCCGGCCGGCCCCGCUGACGCCUGGCGCGCCACGGUGCUGGUCUACGCGAGCGACGACACGCGCACCCACCCCAACCGCAGCAUCGCCUUGACCCUGCGCCUGCACGGGGUGCCCCCGGGGCCGGGCCUCGUCUACGUCACACUCUACCUGGACAACCGGUUCUGCAGCCCUCACGGCGAGUGGCAGCGCCUCGGCCGGCCGGUCUUCCCCUCGGCAGAGGAGUUCCGGCACAUGCGCGCAGCCGAGGACCCGGUGGCUGCGGCGCCGCGCCCCUUCCCUGCCGGCGGCCGCCUGACGCUUCGGCCGGAGCUCCGACUGCCGUCACUCCUGCUGGUGCACGUGUGCGCACGCCCAGAGAAGCCGCCAGGCCAGGUGACCCAGCUCCGGGCUCUGCCCCUGACCAGUGGGCAGGUGCUCUUGGUCUGGUCAGAUGAGCAUGUGGUCUCCAAGUGCCUGUGGACGUAUGAGGUCCAGUUCUCUGCAGGUGGUGAGGGGUACGCCCCCGUCAGCAGGAAGCCGUCGACCUUUAACCUCUUUGUGUUCAGCCCAGACACAGCUGUCACAUCUGGCUCCUACCGGGUUCGAGCGGUGGACUACUGGGCCCGACCAGGCCCCUUCUCGAACCCUGUGCAGUACGUGGAGGUCCCUGCCCCAUGAGGGCUGCCGCUGCCCAGUGACUGUGAGCUGGAGCUGACCGGUGACCCCGGGCGGCCAGGAGCUGAGGCGGGCCGGACCACCACCGGCCGUCACUUGGCUCUGUUCACCUUGUCCUGUGACUUGCUCGCCUCCUUAAAGUGCCUUUCCGCUCAUCA
Molecule: messenger RNA, 3362 nt
Organism: Lynx canadensis (Canada lynx)
Lineage: Eukaryota; Metazoa; Chordata; Mammalia; Carnivora; Felidae
Gene: IDUA
Product: alpha-L-iduronidase
Exons: 13
Coding region: 1669-3207 (512 amino acids)
Biological process (GO): carbohydrate metabolic process
Molecular function (GO): protein binding; L-iduronidase activity
Source: RefSeq, a predicted model, not a curated record